AUUCAGAGGCAGAAAGCUAUCGUGUACAAACUGUACAGGCCGCUGUCAGCUGUUCUGCAUCCUCCUGUUACCUGGAGGUGUUUUAAGUUCAACUAAAGUCAGUUUACUCCUUGACAUUAUGGGGAAUCUUAAUUUUUAAGGGGGAACCUUUCAGCUGCGUGCUUCUUCCUACCCGGACUACUGUCACACCGGGACCGUAAAUACACCGUCGUAGCUGGUUCCAGAGGGGGAAAUGAUGGAGAUUUAACAUAUAAUCUAACAGGUUUCAAUGAAACAAAGGGGUGUUUUCACUCGACGUGAAAGCAGGGGUGUGAGUUCCGCAGGUUCCGGUGUGAGGCUGUGAUUGUAUCCGGGGAUGGAGUCGUCUCGGCGGACCCUGUGCUCCCUCUCUCUGCUAUGUGUCCUCCUGGACAUCCAGCUGGAAGGUGUCUUAGGGGCGACCCAUGUCGAGAUCGAGCACCACUUGGAGAUGGGCCGCAAACUUUUGGCUGCUGGUCAGCUGGCCGAAGCCUUAUCCCACUACCACUCAGCUGUGGAGGGAGACUCUAAGAACUACCUGACCUACUACAAGAGAGCAGCGGUGUUCCUAGCGAUGGGAAAAUCCAAAUCUGCUCUGCCGGACCUCACCAAGGCCAUCCUGCUCAAACCUGACUUCCUGGCUGCCAGGUUACAGAGAGGGAAUAUCCUGUUGAAGCAGGGCAACACACAGGAGGCCAGGGAGGACUUUGAAGCAGUGCUACAGCGCUCCCCAGACCAUGAAGAAGCUCGGGACCAGCUGAUGAAAGCGAACGAGCUGGAGGAGCUGCAGGAGGAGGCCCAUGCUACGUACCACCAAGGGGACUACAGCGCCAGCAUCACCGUGCUGGAGAGGGUCAUUGAGAUCUCUCCCUGGGAUCCGGACUCUCGGGAGCUUCGUGCAGAGUGCUACAUCCGGAUGGGCGAUCCUCAGAAAGCCAUCCAGGACCUGACCCCGACCACGAAGCUACGCAACGACAACCGCGGCGCCUACCUGAAGCUCAGCAUGCUGCACUACAGCCUGGGGGAUCACCACGAGUCACUCAAUCACAUCCGGGAGUGUCUGAGGCUGGACCAGGAUGACAAAGAGUGCUUCACCCACUACAAGCAGGUGAAAAAGCUCAGCAAGCAGCUGGACUCAGCAGAAGAACUCAUCGAACAGUUCAGGUUCCAGGAAGCCAUUAGUAAGUAUGAAACAGCGAUGAAGACUGAGCCCAAAAUCCCGCUCUACACAAACCUGGCCAAAGAAAGGAUCUGCUUCUGCCUCGUAAAGCUGAAUUCAGCUCUGGAUGCCAUAGACAUUUGCUCAGAGGCUCACCAGAGAGACCCUCGCAACGCCAACGUCCUCCGAGACCGAGCAGAGGCGUACAUCCUCAACCAGGAGUACGAGAAAGCUGUGGAAGACUACAUCGAAGCCAAAGAGUUUGACAGCGAAGGCGAACGCAAUGAUCUCAAAGAAGGGCUGGAGCGAGCUCAGAAACUUCUCAAAGUCUCUAAAAAGAGGGACUACUACAAGAUCCUCGGUGUGGGAAGGAGUGCAAACAAGCAGGAGGUCAUCAAGGCGUACAGGAAGCUGGCGCAGCAGUGGCACCCCGACAACUUCCAGUCCGAGACGGAUAAGAAAGAAGCGGAGAAGAGGUUUAUCGACAUCGCCUCGGCUAAAGAAGUCCUCAUUGACCCAGAAAUGAGGCAGAAGUUUGACGCGGGUGAGGACCCCCUGGACCCAGAGAGCCAGCAGGGUGGGGGGGGAGGAGGAGGACACGGCUGGCCUCAUCACUUCAACCCCUUUGAUUCUGGAGGCAGCUUCCACUUCAAGUUCCAACACAACUAGAGCGGAGGACUUCACGGACACUUCGAAGUCCCCCACAUUUUGGGAGGAACGACGGCGGAAUAACGGAGAAGUCCUCCUCAGAACUUCAAGUUUUCUUGAAAUUUUUAACGCAGCGGAUUCUUGAGUCGUACAGUGAAAAAAAUAAACGGACUUCUUCCCACCAACA
Molecule: messenger RNA, 2012 nt
Organism: Trematomus bernacchii (emerald rockcod)
Lineage: Eukaryota; Metazoa; Chordata; Actinopteri; Perciformes; Nototheniidae
Gene: dnajc3b
Product: DnaJ (Hsp40) homolog, subfamily C, member 3b
Exons: 12
Coding region: 356-1846 (496 amino acids)
Biological process (GO): protein folding in endoplasmic reticulum
Cellular component (GO): endoplasmic reticulum
Molecular function (GO): misfolded protein binding; protein-folding chaperone binding
Source: RefSeq, a predicted model, not a curated record